AUGUUCUUUGGCAGAAACUUGUAUUCUAUAACAUGUAAAGGUCUUGCUUUGAUUGUGAUUGCUCUGAUUCUUAGAAUUGUGCUGCUUCCUUCACUCUCUGGCUAUGUUGGGUUCGAUAAAAACAAUCUUGAUUUGAUUCAUAGCCGAUCUUUGUCCUUGGAUUCUGAUAAUGGAAUUCAUAAAGAUAAAUUCUUGGAGGUUCCUCAGAUAGUAUGGGGACUAAACAAUCAAAAGAUUGCAUUUGCAAGAGCUUGUCUAACUGCUAGAAUGCUGAACCGGACUCUGCUAAUGCCUAGUUUAAGUGCUUCCCUGUUCUACAAAGAAAUAGAUCGCCUUCAGCCUAUUUCCCUCGAUAAGGUGUUUCAAUUUGAAAGGUUUAAUUCGCUCUGUAAUGGGUUUGUGAAGUUGGGCCGUUAUUCAGAUAUUCGGAAUCAAACUGUAGUGUAUGAGCUACAGAAGGGAAGUGGGAGGAAGUGGACAGUUGAGAGGGAUUUGGAUCAAUUGAAAGAGUUUAGCAAGGAUCCAUUUGAUGGAUAUGAAGUAAUUAGAAUAGUUGGGAAGAACCCAUUUUUGUGGCAUGAUCAUUGGCCUGCUAAGGACUACGCCAGGGUCUUUGAAUGCUUAGUUUUGGUUGAUGAGAUAGCUAAAGAGGCAGAUAAAGUAGUGUCAAAGAUUAGAGAAGUAGGAAAAGAAUUGAGUACAUCUCAAUCUGCUCAAAGGGGUGUUGAUUCUUACAGUUCUCCGUUGCAGCCAGUGCCUUAUGUGGCAGUUCACAUGAGAAUAGAGAUAGAUUGGAUGAUUCACUGUAAGAAGUUAGAGCAAAGAUUAAAUGUUAGUGAAAUUUGUAGUAGCAAGCAGGAGAUCAUGGAGAGAGUAGGGAACAUUGUAGGCUUAAAAAGUCCUACUGUUGUUUAUCUUGCGGUGGCAGAUAGUCUUCUUGAAGAUUCCUCUAUACUUACUGGGUGGAAGGAAAGUUUGCUUCCUGUUGAGAAGAAGAAACUAGGUGUCGAUGGAAUUUACAAGAAAUACCCAUAUCUCAUUCAGUCAGCAAUUGAUUAUGAAGUUUGCUCAAAGGCUGAUGUAUUUGUCGGGAACAGUUUCUCAACAUUUUCAAGCCUCAUAGCUCUUGAGAGAACACAGAAGAUGAUUAGAAUGGGCAUCACAAGCUCAUGUGGCGCGGAUGUAAGAUGGCCUUCUUACGCGUACAACAUAUUGGGGGAAUCCAAUGCUCCUAAAAAAUGGAUGACAGAUAUGUCCGACUCAAGCCUCAAAGCAAUCAGCUAUGGUACUAAUAUCAUCUCCUGCUGA
This is a messenger RNA of Dovyalis caffra, 1308 nucleotides long. NCBI's taxonomy places the organism in Eukaryota, Viridiplantae, Streptophyta, Magnoliopsida, Malpighiales, Salicaceae. The record is from the annotation of a GenBank genome assembly.